UCCAAGGCAUUGUUGUAGCCGAAGUACGCCGAAAAAGCAGGGUUGCAUCCAUCCGCGCGUAGUUGAGUAGUCCUGCCGUAUUUCGAUUCCCUUAGAGCGCAGAGAUUUCGCCGCGACCGCUCGCCCGGGAGGACCGUUGAAGGCUUGACGCCGGCGUCAGGCGCUAAGCUAACCCGCAAGCCGAGAUGGUCAGCAGCCGUCUGGCAAACCGUCUCGGCGUUGCCGGCGGGCCAAGGCGUCGUCCGGUGACAGACGCUCGAGAGGUUCUCAAUGCGCGAGUAGGUCGCGGUGCUGCCGCCUCUACGCUGGCAGCGCGCCGUCUGGGUGUGGCCUCGCGCGGCGCGACUUCACGUGGCAGGGUCGCACGGGGCAUCGUCAGAACGGGCAUUCGCACGGCCAGAGGCGGCCUUCGCCUCAACACCAUGCGAAGCGACCUCAUUGCUGGUGGCGGCGGGCUCCGCAGCGACCGUAUUUUGGCGGCCACCCGCGGCAACAUUGUGCCACAGACGCGGGCCUCGCCGAGGUUCCAGUUGAGGAAUCUAAGACAGACAGCACAGGUUGCUGGUGCGGGAUUGGUUAACCAGAGGCGGGGCCUCAUCAGUGGCACCAGGCGACUCGCUGCAAUGCAGCAAAUACAAGCAGCCCAGGGUGACAUAGACGAACGUAUCCCGUUGGCCAGGAACAAACGGAUCCAGGUGAACCCGCACGGCAUUUCAGUGACGACGGCCAACCAGUUUGUGUCGACCCAGCGGGGCCUGUUUGGGGGCCGUGCCAGCCUGUUGGAGGAGGAGGACGACGACCUCGAGCGGCUUACCCUGGACAACGUCCUCGGAAGGUCGCCUUUCCGAGCUGCCACAGCGGCUGUGGCGGCAGCCACGGCUGCAGCGCUCUCAAGGUCUCCCAGGGCAACGUCUUCGCUCAGCCGAAUUCAGCACAGGCUCGAUGGCGGGGGACUGACGUCACCAGCGGCUCGUUCAACAUCGGACCCAAUGCCGGGGUGCUCGGUGCUUGUCGCCAACCUUCACCCUCAGGUCACCGAGAGUGAUAUUCGGGAUUUGUUCCAGUACAUAGGGCCCAUGCACGAUGCCAGGAUGGUAGCCGUAGGAACAGCCCUGGCUACCUUUCACCGCCAGUCCGAUGCCAUGAAGGCGUUCAAGGCCUACAAUGGGAGAAUGCUCGAUGGUCAGCCUAUGAACCUGACUGUGCUGACGCUGGACUUCUUGCAGUCCAACCAGAGGUGAUGGACUGGGCCAGUGACGGAAGAGACGUCAUCCGUACACAUAAGCCACACAAGGCCCGCUCCUCACUUGCUAGUAACAUCGUUCAUUUUGUUCCAUUCAGCCGUUUAACUUCCCUGUCAAAAUUGCUUUUGAAGAUGCAAGACCCCUUCUUCACGUGUUGAUCAGUCCAAUACUUUGGUAAUCGUACUAGCUUUUGCUCCCCAAACCCCAUCCCUCUGUUUUUUUUCUCUCGAUAUUUCACGUUCUGAUGUUGUUCUUAGUGCGCGCACACCCUAUGAAUAAGAGUGCGUGGAUAAGCAAGGGUGUAAAGGUGUCGGCUUUCAACAAAUUUUUAAGCUGCUUGAACAUGUUGAAACCAGUUUUAAGACUUCUCGGAAGUCGGCGCCUUUUCACCAUUUCUGCCCCCCUCUUUUUUUAUAUAUUUUAUUUUAUGCGUGUGCUGUGGACGGCGUCAAAACGCAAUAUCAUUGACCCACCCCAGUUUCAAACCUCGCUACUAUAUUUCGCACUUCGAACCAGUGUGCCUCGCGUACAAAGACCGAAAUGUGGAAAAUCGGCCAAGGCUCCUGUCGCAUUUCACCUUGGCACCUGGGAGAGAGCUGAGGAAAUAAAGAGCACAACCUUGAUCAA
Rhipicephalus microplus (southern cattle tick) is the source of this 1871-nucleotide messenger RNA. RefSeq lists its product as uncharacterized. Gene Ontology annotation, biological process: mRNA export from nucleus. The record is from RefSeq and is a predicted model, not a curated record. NCBI's taxonomy places the organism in Eukaryota, Metazoa, Arthropoda, Arachnida, Ixodida, Ixodidae. Gene Ontology annotation, molecular function: mRNA binding. Gene Ontology annotation, cellular component: nucleus.